GGUGGUGGGCAAGUACACGGUGAGGACGUUGCAGAGGACGGUUCCCGCGGCCGUUCCCGGGAUCAUGUUCCUGUCGGGCGGGCARAGCGAGGAGGAGGCGACCCUGAAUCUGAACGCGAUGAACGCUUUGGAGGCGACGAAGCCAUGGACGCUGUCMUUCUCGUACGGGAGGGCGCUGCAGGCGAGCACGCUCAAGGCGUGGGGAGGCAAGGUGGAGAACGUUGCGGCGGCCCAGAAGGCGUUCUUUGUGCGCGCCAAGGGCAACGGGGAGGCGACGCUCGGCAAAUACAGUGGCGCUCCCGCGAUCGAGGGAGCGUCAGAGAGCCUGCACGUCAAGGACUACAAGUACUAGAUGGACUCUCAGAGAAAAGAGGUUGCAGGGAUACACAUUUCUGCAAGAGUGAGGGAGGACGGCAGGGGAAGGGGAACAAAGGUCGGUUGCAUCGUAGCCCUGAGCUUCCACGACUUCAAGUCAGGCCUCGGGAGCUCACAUGCAGUGGUACGAGCRAAGGUAAUAGCAGUUCAUCGGCGAGCGGCUCCCGGAAYGAGCCACGUCACCACGGUUGCGGCUUUCAGCGGCGACAUCAGUUCGCUCAAUCCACGGUGGCAUACCGCGAUCUUGACCUCGCUGCSAGAUUGGACGGAGCAGGUGUCCAACGUGUGGCAGUACGGUCUUGCCCGGCCAGGGCAUAACCUCAUCUCGACCUUUGCMCCGGAUCUUGACACCGAUCACCAGCCGUGGGAGAAGACGAUUGCGCAGGAGCUCGGAGUAGAUCUWACGACCAUGGCGCACGCUGGCAAGUACGCGGACGAGCUCAUCGCCACGGCGAAGAAAAUUGCGACCCCUGGGAGGGGUAUCCUCGCCGCUGACGAGAGCACGGGCACCAUCGGGAAGAGACUGGCCAGCAUCAACGUGGAGAAUGUGGAAUCCAACAGGAGGGCUCUGAGGGAGCUUCUCUUCACCGCUCCCGGGGCGAUGCAGUACAUCAGCGGCCCGCGGGAAGCGAAGCACUGUCGUGGCCCCUACAUGGACGCGUCGAUGUCAACAACCGUGGCGGAUKACUGGGAUGACGAUGAGAUGUUCAUCGUCCUCYUUGUCAUCAUGCAAUGGAUGAACYGGAGAAACGUCGCCGCCAUGGGUGUCCUUCAAGCUGCAGCAGCAGUGCCGUUGUUUGGUUCGGAGAUUUCGUCCGCGUUUUUCCAUCUGGCYGGUGCGGUGAUGUGCAGCGUGUCGUUGGCAUCUUGCAUUGCCGACGAAUUGGGUGCGAGGUUGGACCGGCGGCGGCGAAUAUGGGUGAUCGAACGCAGCGGGGGGUUGUGGAAGGAUCUGCAGAGGGUGGGAGUGGAGCACGACAAAAGUGUUUAAGCGAUUUUGCAGGCUGCYGCGGCUUGUAUUCAACGAC
Messenger RNA from Chara braunii, 1403 nucleotides. The record is from the annotation of a GenBank genome assembly. Lineage: Eukaryota; Viridiplantae; Streptophyta; Charophyceae; Charales; Characeae.